This is a messenger RNA of Zea mays, 2346 nucleotides long. RefSeq lists its product as uncharacterized. The transcript has 17 exons. Bases 259 to 2088 code for a protein of 609 amino acids. The record is from RefSeq and is a predicted model, not a curated record. Lineage: Eukaryota; Viridiplantae; Streptophyta; Magnoliopsida; Poales; Poaceae. Gene Ontology annotation, molecular function: RNA binding.
UUGCUCACCCAAAGAGAGAGAAAGAGGUGAUAUUGAUAAGACGGGAAAAUACCCUAGGCUCUCGCCAGUCUCCGGUGCGGCUCAACACCGACCGAACCCGUGAAAAAUUCGUUCUCCUUUCGAUCCGUUUGGCGGGGGGCUCGGCCGGAUCCGACCGGAGGGGCGCCGCCGAUCCAUCCGGUCGCAGCCGCGUCUGAUUUGGUGCGGAUUUUGGCGAGAUACCCCGCUCCUAGCUCCGCUGUUUCAAGGAUAACAAAGAUGGCGUCGCCGCGGGGCGGGUUCGAUGAGCAAGAUCGCCGGACGGAGAAGGGCACCGAGGUGUUCGUCGGCGGGCUGCCGCGGUCGGCCACGGAAAGCACGCUCCGAGAGAUAUUUUCUUCAUGCGGAGAGAUUAUUGACGCGCGCAUAAUGAAAGAUCAGAGUGGUCACUCAAAGGGAUAUGGUUUUGUGCGGUUUGCAAAGAGGGAUUAUGCUAAUACUGCCAAAAGGCAAAAGAAUGGUAUUGAGGUUCAAGGAAAGAGGCUUGUGGUUGAGCUUUCAAUGGAUCAAGAUACAGUUUUCUUUGGAAAUCUUUGCAAAGAGUGGACUUUAGAAGAAUUUGAAGAAUUGAUUCACAAGGCAUUCAAAGAUGUUGUUUCGGUUGACCUUGCAAUGGCGUCAAAUCUUGGUUCUUCAAACAAGAAGAAUAUCAAUCGAGGCUUUGGAUUUGUGAGAUUUUCUUCUCAUGCAGCUGCAGCACGUGUAAUCCGCAUCGGUUCAAGAACAGAUUUCAUGCUUGGUGAUAUUUUGCAUCCUGCGAUAAAUUGGGCUGAUAAAGAGUCUCAUCUGGAUCCUGAUGAAAUGGCCAAGAUGAAGUCUGCUUUUAUUGGUAACCUGCCAGAAGAUGUUAAUGAGGAGUACUUGAGAAAGCUUUUUGGACAGUUCGGUGAGGUAGUACGGGUUGCUAUCUCAAGAAAAGGACAAUGUCCAGUUGCUUUUGUUCACUUCGCCAAACGUUCAGAGCUUGAGAAUGCUAUAGAAGAAAUGGAUGGUAAAACGGUGAGAGGACCUGGUCGAGGGCCGUCUUUCAAGAUCCAGGUGUCAGUUGCUCGACCUACGGCAGACAACGACAAGAAGCGAUCUCGUGAAGAAGUGAGAACUAGAAGAUCAAAUGCAUCAGGAGAUAGGCGAGAUUAUUCUCAUGGAAGAUAUGGACACGAUUCACUUGAUCGUCAAGUGAAAGCUCCAAGAUUAUCUAAUUAUGUGGCCGAUGCUGCUGACCCCUAUGAAUCAGCUGUUAAUUCAUUACCUUCAGCUGUCAAGGAAGUCUUGCUUCGAAUUCUACGUCUAAGAAUUGGUACUCGAUAUGAUAUUGAUAUCCAUUGUGUUAAAAGCCUUGAUGAGCUUCCUGAGUCAUCUGCUCUUGCUGUCCUUAAUCAGUUUUUGAUAUCAGGUGGAGACAAACACAACAAAGGAGAUUAUUUUGCAUCGUUGGUUGCUAAGCACCAGGCUGAGACCUUUGGCUUAACACAUGCAUUACACGGUACCACUUAUUUGUCAAGAAAUCCGGAAAUGCAUAGCAAGCGAUACCCACAUGAAGAUUAUGAUUUUGUGACACCCAGGAGCAGUAGGUACGAUUCGUCAGCCCAUCAUCCUUCAACAUACUACGAAGACGAUCCACCAGUGUCUGAGUCAAGGGUUAGAAGAUAUGCUGAAGAAAGGUCCACCAUUGUAAGAAGCCCAGAACCACGUCCGCGAUAUGACGAAACAGACAUAAGAAUAAACCCAGAACCAAGAUUACCAUAUGAAUCAAGACACAACGCCGAAAAGCAUCUCGAUCGAAGAUACAUACAAGAGCAUAGUUCAAAUAUUGAAAGACCAGCUGAAGAAGCUCUCCUUUCUAGGGAAAGGAGAUUUCUGCCUGCUGCAGGGUACAUGCCGAACCCAGGCGGCUCGGAUUUCCGCUCCAGGUCGCCCGCCGAAUAUUCAGCACAACGCCAACAAAUGAGGUUUGAUCCAUUCACAGGUGAACCUUACAAGUUUGAUCCCUUCACAGGGGAGCCCAUCAGGCCAGAUCCGAACCAGCGCCGCUCAGGAAGCCUGUACUGAUCAGAUUAGUUGGAGCGAUAUGCCAGAUAAGACCCUGAAACAAAGCUAGAUCUGGAUAACUCUUCUUCUUGUCUGCCAAGUGUCUCUGUGAUUUUGCUUGUGGGCUACAGAUCAUGUACCCCGAGCACCAUGUGUGAUCCAGUCGGACUAAUCAUUUCGGCAUUGAAAAGUCGGACUAACUUUUUUUGUGCCCAUAACGCUACGUAUUGUUUGGUAGAUUAAUUAAAAAUUCAUCCGGUGAAAAGCAAUUUUCUGGUA